AUGAAGAUUAUCAACUCGCUCGAAAAGGGCCGUCUCGCUGACGCUGCGCUUUUUGCUACGAGUGUUCGCCCCUCCGAUGUGGAACAUACGGAGCCCAUUCUGUCAUCGGAUUCGCCUGGCACAGAGCUUCAGGUUCACAAAGCCGCCUUUUUCUUCCGGUUGGAGCGUGAACUGGAGAAGAUCAAUGCGUUCUACCUGCAGAAAGAGUCGGAGCUGCGCUCCCGUCUGACGACGCUGAUCUCAAAGAAGCGCCACUUAAUUGCACUUGCCACUCGCGCGACGUCGGAUGGCACCCAUUCGAUGCGCCUUACGCGCGACACGCCUUCCUUGGUAGCGCUGCUGGAGGGUUUUCGCUACUUUGAGAAGGACCUUGCAAAGCUGCAGCAGUUUAUCGAAAUUAACGCUACCGGCUUCCGCAAGAUCCUGAAAAAGUGGGACAAGCGCUUCAAGUCGCAGACCAAAGAGCUUUACCUAGAGCGCCAGGUCGAAUUUAUUGCCGAAAUGAGCGAUAUUGCCUCUGCCAGCAUCCUGCAGCUGGAGAGCCUAGCUGAUGGCCAUCCCCUGCCCGUCACACAGUUCAAGGGCGAGACGGCGUUGCUACGCGGCAGCCUUCCUUCCACAGCGACGAACCUGCCGAAUGCCAUGCUUCUGGCCGAUGGCGACGACGCCGUGGAAGGACUUGUAUUCGAUUCCGAGCGCCCCCUGGACUUUGAAGCGGCACGCAAGUCUGACGCCAAAGACCAUGCGAUGGCGCAGCUGGAGGAGCAGCUGACGACCGCUGUGCGUGAGGGCCGCACGCAGGAAACGCGCCAGCUGCUAGACCAGGCGCGCACACAGGCGGCCGAGUUUGAGCUCGCUGAUGAGUCGACGCCUAUUAACUCGGGUGUGAUGCACCAGCUGUGGCGUGCGCUUGUCUCGGCACCACCGGAGGCGGUGCAGGCUGCGAUCGAUGCUGGCCUUCCUGACUACCAGUUUGUCGACGACAUCAACGCGCGCACCGCCCUGCACAUAAGCACACUCGCAGGACAGCUUGAGUUGGCACGAGCAUGUAUCACGCACGGUGUUGACUCGCGCCGCUGCGACGUGUAUGGACGCGAAGCGCUGGCGUACGCGGCCAUGCUGGGCUUGACUGACUUGUGCGAGUACCUGCUUUCACUGCCCGAGUCGCAGGAGCACAGCGAUGAUAUCAUCAACCGGGUCGAUAUGGACGGCUUCUCUGUGCUAGUCCAUGCGAUUGUUCGUGGCCAUACGCAUAUUGUGCGUGCGCUGCUCGACUUCGCGCAGCGCACCGGUGCCGAGCUGCGAGGCAAGACCGAAUUUAGCGAUUUGUCGCCGCUGGCGAUUGCGGCGCAGCGCGGCCAUGUGGAAAUUACGCGUCUUCUGCUGGAGCGCGGUGCCAAGUCGGAGGUGAAUGCAGAGGGCCUGCUGCCGCAGACGCUCGCUGCGCGUGCUGGCCAUACCGAAUGCCUGCGGUUGCUCAUUGCAGCCAAGGCGGAUGUUAACGCGGUCGAAAAAGGCACGCAGUGUACGCCACUGUUUUAUGCGGCAGAGUUUGGCCACGCAGCGUGUGUGGAAAUGCUGCUGGCCGCUGGGGCCUCGAUCGACCACGUGGACGAAAAGGGGCGCCAUGCCCUGUUCUACGCAGCGUGGCACGGCUGGCGUGAGUGUACGCAAAUGCUUCUUGCCGCGCACAGGGCCGCCGAGGCGGCGCAGGCGCCGGCAGGGGCGGAGAAGAGCGCCUCAGAGGCUGCGUCUGAUGCGCCAAUGGACGACCUUGACCAGGAGUUAGACGGUAUCCCUUCGCUGCACCUGCCGCCACCCAUUAUUCCAUUCCGCACGUAUGGUCACAACUACCUGGACAAGCGCACCCUGCUGUGCCUGAACCUGACCAACAGCUCGAUAACACUGCACCACCGGUCCGGGGGUGAGCGCAUUGAGAUGGGCAGCGGUCUGCUGUCGUCGCUCAAGCUUGUCCUGACGCCACGCCAGGCGGGCGGUGGCGUCCAGGCCGGCAUCCCCCACACACUGAUCCUUCCGCUGGCCGACGACCGCGAAGAGGUCUCGUUCCAGAUUGCUGACAUGGAGUCGUUCUACCUCGAGUUGGAACUGUUCCCGACAUUUGGCUCGGCACGGAUUGCCAAGACGGUACUGCUUCCUGAUGUGCUGAAUGGCCUGCAGAACCGCACGCAACUGCAGCUCCCGUUGUUUGACUGGCACCUCAACGCUGUGGGGCACAUCAAUGUGGUCGUGGAGAGCGUCUGUCCAUACGGAACGGUGCAGCUGCAGAUCGGUGGUCGCGUGGAGACCUACUGGAAGAGCACGCUGCCAGGCAGCAACCAACCCCUGACUAUUUCGCCGCCUUCGCAGGGCGCGGCCGCACACGAUGCGCACGACAUGGCAUCGUAUGUGACUGCAUCGUCUCUUUCUGGCGACUAUCUGCGGGUGCAGGUGCGCUUCACGAAGGAUACAGUGCCUGUGGUCUGUGCUACGGAGCGUCUCCCCGUUGAUGUGUGGGCGCCGACGGUCUCGCAGGUUACAGCGGCCGAGUUUGCUACGAUUGCAACACACACUGGGCACGAGUGGCACGUUCGCGACGAAGACACGGGUCGGAGCAUGGCGGAAUGGAGUGCCAAGCUGCGUGGUGCCCUGGUGUCGCUCGAGACACUCCUUUCGACACUCCCCUUGCACAUUGGCCUUGCGCUUGAGGUGGUGCUCGACGACGCGGAUUGUGCACCGAUCAACCCUUGCAUUGACGCCACGCUGCACGCCGUAUACGAUGCAGCUGGGCGGGAGAAGAAGCGCCGCCGUUUGUUCUUCGGCAGCGCGGUGCCGAGCGCUUGUGUGGCGCUCAACUGGAAGCAGCCGAACUAUGCGGUAUUUUUCAUCAACCACGCUACCCUCGACGCGGAUGCGGCUGUGUCGAUGCUGCCGAGCGACGCCGAUCCUCGGCAGUCGAGCGUGGCCGAGGCGGUUCGCUUCGCGAAAGGCAACAAUCUCUUGGGUGUCAUGCUUGACACGGCGCUGCUCGAGUCUGUGCCUGAGCUUAUCCCAGCCAUCAAGGCGGCGAGCCUUGUGCUCAUUACGCUGAGCCGCCCGAGCCCAUCUAUGUCACAAUCGUCGUCGCUGAAUGGUGCACCCCGCCUCCUUGGACCGCCUGCGCUGCCCUGCCAGGACCUCUUUGACGGGUUCCUGGAUGACGACGUCGUGGAAUGCAUCAAGUAA
Malassezia sympodialis ATCC 42132 is the source of this 3222-nucleotide messenger RNA. RefSeq lists its product as uncharacterized. Lineage: Eukaryota; Fungi; Basidiomycota; Malasseziomycetes; Malasseziales; Malasseziaceae. The record is from RefSeq and is a predicted model, not a curated record. Gene Ontology annotation, molecular function: phosphoric diester hydrolase activity; protein binding. The transcript is spliced from 3 exons. The coding region runs from base 1 to 3222 and encodes 1073 amino acids. Gene Ontology annotation, biological process: lipid metabolic process.